Plasmopara halstedii is the source of this 300-nucleotide messenger RNA. RefSeq lists its product as uncharacterized. Bases 1 to 300 code for a protein of 99 amino acids. The transcript has 2 exons. The record is from RefSeq and is a predicted model, not a curated record. NCBI's taxonomy places the organism in Eukaryota, Oomycota, Peronosporomycetes, Peronosporales, Peronosporaceae.
AUGACGAGUGUGCAUGCUGCUGGCGAUUCAGCGAACAGCGCCUCUGUGCAUUGUGUAGAGAUACAAGUCUCCAAACAAGUUCACUUGAUGAUUGAAAACUCACAAAGCGCCAACAGUAUGCAGAUUAUUGUUCCAUCAUUCACCGGUACACUCGCGGUUCUGAGAUCCAGACCAUUCCAAAUGCUGCCACAAAAGGCUGCAAUGCAAUCAAGACAGAAUUUUGAUUGUCCUCUGACUGUGCACAUGAAUUGCGGCAGUUACUUCAGCAUGUUGCUCCGUUCUCACUCGUUUGAUCAAUAA